Messenger RNA from Monascus purpureus, 1952 nucleotides. Lineage: Eukaryota; Fungi; Ascomycota; Eurotiomycetes; Eurotiales; Aspergillaceae. The record is from the annotation of a GenBank genome assembly.
CUUCUAUCAUCAACUGAUUCGAUUCGAAUUCAAGACAGAUAAGCUAGCACACUCGCAAUUAAGCAGGGAUUACUUUAACGCCGAAGAAACAAUACCAUUAUACUACUGCUCUACUCUCUACUUUUACCCCGCGAAUCAACGCAUACUACAUCGAGCAUAGAAGCAGCGGUUACGGAGUACAAACAGCGAGCGCAGCCAUGUCCACCGCUUCUCCACCCAAGUCUCUUACCGCACAGUGCGAGGAAAUCCUCGCUGAUAUCAAACGCUUCGAACAAUCGGCUUCGGGCAGGGAGCUGUCGCAGACGGAUCGCGCGGAACGGUUGCGGCUCGUGCAAUCGCUUGACAAGCUUGCGCUGAGGUUGAAGGAUCCUAGGGAGGCUAUUUUUGAUCAAUUUACGAAUUUCGUUGAGACGUGCAACCUGCGCGGGUUGCUUGAACUCAAGGUCCCUGAAACCAUUCCUCGAAAUGGAAGGAUAACGGCUAAAGAGUUGGCGGGCAAGGUUGGCGCUGAUGAGAGUUUGAUUGUUCGCUUGAUGCGGAUUCUCACCGUGAAGGGGAUAUUCGAUAUGGUUGGUCCUGAUGAAUACGCACAUACGCCGUUUUCACUGGCAUAUCUGGACGGACAUGAAGUGGACUUUUUCAAGCUGAUGUGCGAUGAAAUCCUCGUCAACACAUCCAGACUCCCUGAAUACUUCCGAGAAGUCGGCGGGAAAGAUGCGACAAGUAUCACCAGCAACCCUUACUCAUGGGGGAAUGGAAAGGAUGGGCAGACAUUCUUCCAAAUCAUCUCGCAGGACGAGCGACGACUCAAGCAAUUCGACAUUGCCAUGUCGACGCAGGACUUCGUGCUCCCUGUGCUGGGCAUGUACCCGUUUGGUGAAGAGUUAGCUGGACUCCCCGACACAGAUACCAGGGCAUUGCUCGUGGACAUUGGAGGUGGCCGAGGACAAUCCUUGAUCCAAAUUCGGCAGGAAUGGCCGAAUCUCGAGGGGAAAUUUAUCCUCCAGGAUCGCCCCAUGGUCCUGGACUCGUUCCCCGAGAUCCCAGGCGUCGAGAAGAUGGCACACGACUUCUUCACAUUGCAGCCUGUUAAACAUGCACACGCGUACUACAUCCGACGAUGCUUCCACAACUGGACCGACGCGCACUGCACCAAAAUUCUCCAGCAGAUCGUGCCGGCCAUGGCGCCUGACUCCCGAGUGCUGAUCGGCGAGAUGGUGGUCCCCGAAUAUGGCAGUGAACGGCCCGGGAAUGUCGAGGACAUGGCAUGCUAUUGGAUGGACCAUGCCAUGUUUACAUUCGGGGGGCGCGAACGCACCGAAUCGGAUUGGAAGAAGCUGUUUGAGAGCGCUGGGCUGCGACUGGUGAAGGUCUGGCGGAGUAAGGCUGGGAGCCAGACGGUGCUGGAGGCUAAAUUGCCUGCAGAGCAGUGACGUGCACGAUGCCAUGUAUACAAAGUACGUGCAUGGGACAGGUAUGACGUAUAUGCUGUGAGUAGCCAACUGGACGACUCUGUAGAUAGAUGAGACACUGGUGAAGACGGAAUGGCACAAGUGAGGCGGGUAAGGAUGUCAGGUGUGUUUGAGGAUCAUCAGGCAGACAACCAGAAACAAGGUCUAGAAUUUGAAGCUGCAAGAGAACGAGAAUAGAACGAAGCAAAGCCAACUGCAGAAAAUUAGAGUUAGACCGCCAUUUGUCCGUCGCAGAUUAUUAUUAUUAUUAUUCUGUACAACCAAUCCGUGUGCCUACUAUGUACGCACCGAUAGAUAUGCACCAUCGUUUGUCUUCAGCGUCUCAAAUCCAGACAAAGCUCCAUAUUAUCCCCCGUCUAGAAGAAUAACUACGGACAGCAUGCUCCAUCUUCCCCGGAAAACAGAGCCCAGAAGAGGCCAGCGCGGUCAUCGUGCAUGAGAUCGACAGCGUACAGAUGGAGAACGGGGCUAAUAAUAAGG